UUUCGUGCGCAUGUAUGGAUAAAAAAUAACAACAAAAAUAACAACAGAAAUAAAAUUCCAUCGUUUGAACAUUCCUGAAUAACAUGGAAAAUGUACCGAUGUGAAGUAUAAUGAAGUGAUGAUUGUAUGAUGUAUGACGAGUAGAGCAGAAAGGAAGCAGGUUCACAAUGUCCAAUCAUGAUCUCAUUCCUGUCCGAGAUAUCGGAAACAAGCGAGUAAAGAAUAUGGCUAGUGACAUAGCUAUUUUGGACCACAAGGCAGCCCAGCAUCGUGGAAUGGUUUCAAAAUGGACACGUGAUGAACUAGAAGAUAAAUAUCUUAGAAAUUAUGAAGAAAAUAUUAUCUUAAAGAAACAUGCAAGAAAGCAGGAAGACAAAAUCAAACGGAUGGCAACAAAGCUCCUUCGUUUGGUCAAUGACAAGAAGAAAUCUGAUGGAGGCUAUAAAAAAGGAUUUGAUAUUGAGACAGAAUCGAAGAUUUCAGAUUUGGAAGCAAGACUAAUAGAAUAUGAGAAAGUAAAUGCUCAGUUGAAAGAAAAGUUGAUGGUGACGAAACAGCAGCUUGCGUCUGCUCUGAAGCGACCUAUGCCAGCAGCUUUCAGUCAAGUUCAAGCUAGAAUUGAUACGGGUAUUCCUCAUCAGCACACAUUGCCGGUUGAUACACGUCUUAAGAGAAAUAUGCGAGUAAUUGGUCCGGCUCCACCAGGCAGACACCGAGCACUGCAUAGUCCGGUGAUGCAUCCGUAUGGCCAGGGGACACUAGAAGACAGACAAGCAGACAGGAGACAGCUAGAACGCCACAUUGCAGAAUUAUCUGAGAGGUUGAAUGUCUAUGAAAUGGAGAUAGAAGAGCUGAGAGAACAGAAUCGUAUGCGUGAAACAGAGUUUGAAGAAGACAUUUUGAAACUCAAGCAACAAAUGACCGCAGAACAGAAUGAUGUGAGCUCGAGGAGAAGUUCCUCAAAGUUUUAUAUUAUCUUUGCUCUGGAAGAGAACACGCGUGUGUUAAAACACAGCCACGACCAGCUGCUGAUGGAGAUGGAGAGUCUGAACAUGCAGCUGAAGGAGGAGGAAAACAAAGUUCUCAUCCUGCGCAACGACAACCAGAAUAAUCGCACCCAGCAGAAGAAAAUCUUAGAGAUGCAAGAACAAGUCCGAGAUCUUCAAAGAGAAAAUGCCAUUUUGAAAGAAGCCAACGAAAAGCUUGUUAGCAGUGCAUUUGACCUGGAGCGUGAACGUGAGUGGAGACAAAGAGAGAACGCUUUGAAGGUUCAGAUAGCCCAGCUGGAGGCAACAUUGAAGUCUGACCUUGGCGAGAAAGGAAGCAUCAUAGACCGAUACGCCGCAGAAAGAGAUUCCAAUGAAAAGACGCAGCAGGAAUUCCGAGAGAUGCAGAUUAAUUACUACCAGGUGAAAGAGCAGUAUGAUGACCUGGAGGAAAAGAUGAAGUUCUUCACCAAGGAGAGUGCUAUAGACUUCACAGAGAUCGAGGAAGCUCUGGUACUUGUGAAACAGAAGAAACAGCAUGAGCAGAAACACCCAGAAUUCCUGCAAAGGGUUGACGAGGAGAUGGAAAAAGACGUGAAGAAGAGCCUGCUGGAGCUGCAGGCGGAGUACGCGGAGACCGUUCACGAGCUGGAGAAAACUCGCAACAUGCUCAUCGUGCAGCACAAGAUCAACAAGGACUACCAGAUAGAGGUCGAUCUGGCUGCAUCUAAAAUGGAUGACUUAAAGAAGGAAUACGAGAUGAAACUUGAUGAAUACGCCAGACUGCUGGAUAUUAGAGCGGCUCGAAUCAAGAAACUUGAGGCUCAACUCCGAGAUGUUGCAUACGGCACCCGGCAGUUCAAGAUUCUUCCACCUACAGAGGACGAGGAAUGCACAAUAGAAUUUGAUGAGACAAUUCAUUUGGAAAAAGGACAAAACUUAUUUGAAAUUCACAUAACAAAGGUGAGCUUAUCAGACGAAGGAAUCCGACAGCUUGGAGAUGACGAGCCGUCGAUAUUUUGCACGUGGGAGUUCUUUGAGUUUGAGAUUCAGUCCACGCCAGUACUACGAGGGGCCAGACUAGAAUAUGACUUCACCUCCCAGUAUGUUGUAAAAGUGGACGACUUUUUCCUUCACUUUUUGCAAAAGGAUGCCUGUACUCUGGAGGUCCACCAGUCGUUUGGACAGGACUAUGUCACCAUUGCCGCAUGUCAGCUCGUCUUCAAGGACAUAUUUGACAAACCUCAUGGUCGCAUACACGGGGUGGUGUCUCUGACAGGUGUUGGCCAUGGUGGUGAAGGGGUUGGUUAUGGUGCUGUCGAGUACUGGGUGCGACUGAGGGUUCCCAUGGAGCAGGCACUCAGACUUUACAAGGAGAGGACGAAAGCUCUGGGCUACAUCACGUGUAAUGAGAAGAUUGCGAGUCAGGCACUGGAGGUGCUGGACGAUAUGCCGGCCACGCGACCCCGGGACAACAUCAACAAACUGGACAUCAAGAUCAUCUCCUGCUCAAAGCUCAAAGCCAGGAGAUCAAAUAUUCAGCCAUCACCGUACUGUGUGUACCAGUUCUUUGACUUCAAUGACCAUGACACUGUGAUUCUUCCUUCAUCCAACAACCCUGAGUUCCACGACCACAAAACAUACCCAGUGCCAAUGACAGCCGAACUGGAUCAGUACCUCAAAACUGUGCAUCUGAAGAUCUUUGUAUUUGACGACACGGACCCGGACGAGACGCAGUACUUGGGACAGGCCAACAUCCCGCUCAUCUCCUUAGUUCACAAUGAGCCCAUCUACGGCAACUUCGAACUGAAGCGGGCUGACAACUCCAAGAACGGAUCAAUUAACAUCGACAUGCGAUGGCUGUACCCAUACACCCCCCCGAAAAUAGUGAAGUCCGCUCCACUUGUGCCAUAUGAAGCUGCCCCUGACGAUCCCCCUCAGAAGCUUGUUGCUACGGGCUCCCCCACACGACCUCGCCUAGCAGCCAGGUUUCAAGAUGCGCGUGUUCCAAUCGCCACGUCCACCCCUGUGGCCAAGAGCAGAAAGGCGGCGAUCGAGGAGCAGGUCAUAGAGCCUGACCUGUCCCAGGUGGUGGCUCAUCCUGCCGCACGACGUCGCAUGGAAGUACCAGCCCAGAACGAGACGAUGGUGCAGGACGCUGUAGCGGCCGCCGUGUCCGACGUCAUGCCAGGAAUGUCAUCGGAGAUGUCGUCCCUGUCUGACCAGGCUGCAGUGCCAGGUGUUGCACCCGACACAAUAGUAGAGGAAUCAGAGGGUGAGGAGCUAAAGCCGAGGAAAAGCCACGACCCUGAUAGACAGGUGGUAAUUGAGUCGGGGUCGGAGUCAGGUAGUCUCAAAGUGCGUCCACGACCAAAGACUAGAACCAAGAAAUGGGAUGCCGUAUCUGAGCCGAAAAGUGUUUCUAAACAAGAAAAGCAAAUGGCCGACACAUAUUUUGGUGACAAACCAACUGAAGACGAUGAAGAAUCCAUUGGUGAGGAGAUACAAGAGGAGACACUGCAGGAGAAACCAGAACAGCAGCAACAACAACAACAACAACAAGUUCUGAAAGACAAGCCAAUAUCGGAGUCUGAAUCGGAGCCGACCCAGAUAGAAUCUGAUAGCGAGGGCGUUAUGAUGAGGUCACUGCCACUGAAACGCAUGAACAAGGGCUUGAAUACGCUGGGUAACACUGUGACGAUUGUCAUAUCUCACCUGUCCCUGUACGCCGAGGCGCCCGUCAUGCAGAAGGAACACAUCAAACAACUGUUUGUGGAGUACAAGUUUCUUAACCUGUCCCCACAGGAAACAGAAACCCCGUUCUCACUACCCAAACCACAGCCCAAUCAGCAGAUCACUUUCGGAUUCAGCAAAACUAUUCUGGUGGACAUGGAAAAGCACUACGAACGUCGGCAGUGUCUUGCCAGCAUGUUGCUGCCAAAUGAUCCUGAACGUGGCAGAAUCCGGUUCACAGUUGUGAGCGAGCCACCGGAGGAUGACCAGGACACGGACUGCGAGGAUGUUGGCGUGGCAUUCGUCAGUGUCAAGGAUAUCCUGGAGCAGGGCAGGGAUGUGAAAGAUGAAGACGUUCCCAUCUAUGAUGCUGAAGAUGAGAAUACGGUAAUAGGAACAUUAAACCUGACAGUGGAAUGUCUGUCGGCCAUGCAGUGUGUGGAGCGUGAGAUGGAAGUGGAAGGCACUUACUGACAAUUGUAUCUUAGUAACGAUAAUGUGUAGUUUACAUUAGCAUUAUCAGAGAAAUAAUCUUCACUAGCAACCAUACUGUGACCUGACAGUUGUUAUCUAAGAACCUUCGCUGGUGUACAUAAAGGUUGAGGAUAUGUUUCCAGAGGUUGAAAUAAUCAGUCAUUUAGUUACCAGUGGUGACCACAUUUUUUAGUAAGUGGCUCCUAAAUGGCCUCCAAUUUGGUUGGUCCUGGGGGGCCAGUUGGUAAAUUCACCUCUACAUAUUAUUUCCUCUUGCAUAGGUUAGUAAUGGCCAUAAACUAUAUAGAAUGGUCAGUAGCUGAUUCUGGACAAUUGAUUAUGACUCGACUGACUGAAUAAAUAAAUACUAGUAAUAUAAGAGCUAGAGCUGCUUGGUAGGGCAGGGGAAUUGCCCCACACACACUCCACCCCAAGAAAUAUAAAUUAAACUUGUGAUUUGUGUAUAUACCGGUACAUCAACUCAUCUUUAAUCCAUUGCAUUAUCCAAAGUAAUGCUCAUUUUACUAAAAAAAAUAUAUCCCAGUUUUUGACUAGUCACUUUAAAAAAAAGGAAGGAAAAAAUGUCUUAACCAUUAUUAAUCCAUUUGAUACAAAAAGAAAAAUCCCAUGUGGAAAUAAUUACUCCUUUUUUUUUAUCAAGUCACAAGUAUUCUUUGGUUAAAAUUUAACAGCAUAUUCAAAAAUGGCAUUUGUAAAUGGUCAUAUGUUUCUUCUUUUGAAACAUUUAUGAAGUCACAAAUACAUACUAAAAGCGUUUUUUUUUAAAUGACUUUUAAUUUGGAAAUAACCGGAGUCAUAAUAUGUUACUCCUUUUGAAUUUAAUAAGUCGCAAGUACUCCUAGGUUAAACACAUUUUUGAAUUUAAUAAGUCGCAAGUACUCCUAGGUUAAACACAUUUUUGAAUUUAAUAAGUCGCAAGUACUCCUAGGUUAAACACAUUUUUGAAUUUAAUAAGUCGCAAGUACUCCUAGGUUAAACACAUUUUUGAAUUUAAUAAGUCGCAAGUACUCCUAGGUUAAACACAUUUUUGAAUUUAAUAAGUCGCAAGUACUCCUAGGUUAAACACAUUUUUGAAUUUAAUAAGUCGCAAGUACUCCUAGGUUAAACACAUUUUUGAAUUUAAUAAGUCGCAAGUACUCCUAGGUUAAACACAUUUUUGAAUUUAAUAAGUCGCAAGUACUCCUAGGUUAAACACAUUUUUAAAGAAAUGACAUUUGUAAAUGGGUCAUAAUAUCUUAAACUGUGUUACUGUGAUUUUAAUUUUCUCUUUGUACAAGAAGUACAAUGUAUCUUUAUAAUCCAGAUUUGUGUGUAAACCGGCCUGAUCUCCAAGUCCCGUCCAGUGUCAAUGGAAGCUGUGUAGAGCGACAUAGUGGAUACUGGCUCAUUUCAUCAGUCCUCUUGGAUCUGGUUUAGUCAGUCUUAAUGUUCCAUGUGUUCACGGUCAUGGCUAUCUUGUCUGUAUUGUACUGAAUACUGAAAGAUUUCAGAUGCGACCUUCUACUAUAUCAUAGCUGUAAUUAUUUUUGUUCAUUAUACAUGAAACUUAGAAUGCUACUCAUAUUCAUCAUUUAGCCUGGACAGUUGGCAACUGGGCAAAGUUUAUUUUUAAAUGUAUAACCCAAUUCUGGUUCAUGUAAGCCUACUAUACAUUUAAGAAGUCUCCAAAGCUUCAUUUUGACAAAACGGCUGCAUGUUUGGUGGCUUUUGUGCCAAUGCAUUACAGAUGCAACUCUGGCAAGUAACCAUGGUAACUGGCAAUGCUGUGGAGGUUACCACCAUGUUUUCAAUUGUCUGCAGUAUUUAUUUUGCCACAGAACUUAAAUUUUCUGUCACUUUUUUUAAUUGUUUAUUUUUGGUAAUAUAAGUUACCAACAAAUUAAACUCCUCUUAUUGUAAUACAUUUACCAACAAAUUAAUUUCAAAACUGCUGUGAAGAUUAGUUUUCCAUGACAUAUUAUUGCCAUGGAUAUUGUCUUAAUUUCCAGCGUUGCAGAUGUGAUUCCAAAACAACAUGUAAAAUUAUUUCUAAGUGUAGUUUCCAACACUUUGUUGUAUCAUCGGCAUUAGCAGAACAUAUUGCAACAAACUAACAGAAUCGUUUAAAUAUGCCUCUUUUCUAUUUGGUUUUAUUGCCAGUUUACCAGAUUGACUGUGAAUUUGUUUUUGGAGAAGAACAACCUAUGUGUCAUCCCUGGCUAUAAUUUACUGUAUUACGGAGUCUGAAACGGUUAAAAACCACAAACACAAAGUUUGUUCCAUGUUGCCUUGUAGCUGUAUCCAAAUAAUUUAUACUUGUAUUUUAUUGUUUUUAACUGUGAUAUGUAAAUACUGAGUAUUUUUCCGUCCUGUUGUUUUGUAACAUAGUGAAGUGCCUAAAUACGGUAAUAAAUUGAUAGUAUGAAA
Messenger RNA from Gigantopelta aegis, 6620 nucleotides. Its product is annotated as protein fantom-like. The coding region runs from base 168 to 4193 and encodes 1341 amino acids. NCBI's taxonomy places the organism in Eukaryota, Metazoa, Mollusca, Gastropoda, Neomphalida, Peltospiridae. The transcript is spliced from 39 exons. The record is from RefSeq and is a predicted model, not a curated record. Gene Ontology annotation, cellular component: ciliary transition zone. Gene Ontology annotation, biological process: non-motile cilium assembly. Gene Ontology annotation, molecular function: catalytic activity.